AUGGGCGGAGAAUCACACCGCAAUGUACCGGUCCCAGUUGUGGCCAAAGAAUACCCCAAACUGGCGGCUGGUCCCGUUGGUAAGCAGAUUCACAGUAUUUACCAGAGUCGCUUGAGGCAGUUUAUGGAUGGAGGACAAUAUAGAGGACAGAGUCUUAUAGGCAAGCUCACCGAGGCUACCGCAUCCGGUACCGACUGGAUUAAGCUCUCUGUCUACUCACCUCCAAACCUCUCACGUCCGCUUUUCAAAGAUGCAACCUCGCACGCGUUCCAGCCCACCAAAGUCGGCGAGAAGUUCGGCCCCAGCUGGUCGACGCAUUGGUUCAAGGUCCAGCUUACUCUCCCCAAGCACAUGCUGGACAAGGAGCACCUUGAGUUUGUCUGGGACGCGGAUAACGAGGGCUUAAUUUGGACGGAAGAUGGACACACUGUACAUGGCUUGACUGGCGGAGGCGAGCGGACACAAUGGAUACUACCCAAGGCGUUCCGGGACGGCAAGGAGCAUACCUUCUACAUUGAGAUGGCAUGCAACGGAAUGUUCGGAAAUGCUCCCGGUGGUGAUUCAAUCCAGCCGCCUGCUCCUGAUAGGUACUACACCCUACACACUGCCGAGGUUCAGGCUGUCAACCUAGAAGCAAGAGCUCUUUACUUUGACUUUUGGGAGAUCUCGGAUGCUGCCCGCGAGUUCCCUUCGGACUCGACCCAGGCGCAUGAUGCCCAACAGAUUUGCAAUCGAAUUAUGGAUACAUUUAUUGCCGGUAAUGGAAGCCAGGAGAGCCUCAAGGCGGCUCGCAAGAUUGCUGCCGAAUACGUCGGAAAGAAUGUGGAUUCCGCCAAGGUGUACGAAGGUGACCAAGAGGCUCUCGUGCACGGUAUCGGUUACUGCCAUAUCGACACAUGUUGGCUGUGGCCGUUCGACGAGACGAAGCGCAAGGUCAACCGAUCCUGGUCGAACCAGUGCGAUCUCAUUGACCGAUACCCCGAACUUCGCUUCUGCUGUUCGCAGGCACAGCAGUACAAGUGGCUUGAGCAAUACUACCCAUCCACAUUUGACCGUGUUAAGAAGAAGGUCAAGGAAGGCAGCUUCCAACCUAUCGGUGGUAGCUGGGUUGAGCAUGACACCAACUUGCCUGGCGGAGAGUCUCUCAUCAGGCAAUUCUUGUACGGCCAACGUUACUUUGAGAGUAGAUUUGGCCAGCGGUGUCGCACAUUCUGGCUUCCGGAUACCUUCGGGUACUCCACACAGUUGCCGCAGAUCUGUCGCAUUUCUGGGAUGACGAGGUUCCUGACCCAGAAGUUGAGCUGGAACAACAUCAACGACUUCCCCCACACCACCUUCAACUGGGUCGCUCUGGACAACAGCCAGGUCGUUUGCCAUAUGCCGCCAUCGGAGACUUAUACUUGCGAAGCCAACUUUGGCGACGUCAAGCGUAGCGUCACCCAACACAAGUCUCUUGACCAAGACAAGUCGUCCUUGAUUGUCUUUGGCAAGGGAGAUGGAGGCGGUGGCCCAACAUGGCAGCACCUUGAAAAGCUUAGGCGAUGCCGCGGAAUCAGUGACACGGCAGGACUGCUACCUCGACUCAAGCUUGGUGACUCUGCAGAUGACUUCUUCGAUCGUCUAGAAAAGAAGGUCGAGAAUGGCACUGAGCUUGUCACAUGGUACGGCGAGCUGUACUUUGAGCUUCACCGUGGUACCUACACUACGCAAUCCAACAACAAGCGCAACAACAGAAGGUCCGAAAUCAUGCUGAGGGACAUUGAGUACCUUGCGACUCUCGCUACGAUCAAGAACGGGUUUGGCAAACGCAGCUCGUACAAGUAUCCCAAGAAGGAUAUUGACGACAUGUGGGAGAAUGUGCUGUUGUGCCAGUUCCACGACUGUCUGCCUGGAAGUUCGAUCGAAAUGUGCUACGAUGACUCCGAUCGCAUCUAUGCCGAAGUAUUCGCUACUGGAGAGCGACUGUUGUCUGAUGCGCUGGCCGAGCUCGGUUUCGACGACAAUGAGUCGGCCUGGAAUGAAGAUACUAAGCUCUUCGCCAUGAACACCUUGCCAUGGAAUCGCACGGAGAUUGUGGAACUCCCGAGCACAGCAAGCCAAGCAAGAUACGGUUCUGCUAAGACCAAGUAUGGUCUUGCACAUCGAAAUGGGACAGAGAAGGGCUUGGGCGCUCUAGAGGUCCUCCCUCUAGCAUCCCAGUUCUCGGCAAACCAGGUGUCUAUCCAAGAAAUCCGUACCAACGUGUACGAGCUCCGCAACUCACAGUUUGUCGUUCAAGUUGAAAAGGGCGCAAUCACGUCGCUUUACGACAUAGUUGCCGACCGCGAGCUGAUCCCCAAGGGCGCAAAGGCCGGUCAGCUCGUCAUCUUCGAUGAUAAGCCUCUGUACUGGCAGGCAUGGGAUGUCGAAGUGUACCAUUUGCAAUCGCGUCAGGAACUUGAGCCCAGCAAGGUUACAGUCACAGAGAAUAACAUUCACCGCGUGAGCCUGCAAAUUGAAACCAAGAUCUCUGACAAAUCUUGGGUCAAGACGACAAUGAGUCUCGCCGCAGCUGUAGGCUCAGCACCAGCAGCAAUUGAGUUUGAUGCGGAAAUUGAAUGGCACGAGACGAUGCGAUUCCUCAAGGUCGAGUUCCCCGUCGACAUUGUAAACACAGAAGCCAGCUACGAAACGCAAUUUGGCAUCGUCCGCCGACCCACACACUACAACACAUCCUGGGACAUGGCCAAGUUCGAAGUCUGCUGCCACAAGUGGGCCGACCUAUCUGAAGCAACAUACGGUGUGUCCAUUCUCAACGACAGCAAAUACGGCUUCGCCGUCGCUGGAAACGUCAUGCGUCUCUCGCUGCUCCGCUCCUCCAAGGCCCCAGACGCCCACGCAGACAUGGGCUCCCACAAGACACGCUACGCCAUCUUCCCGCACAAGGGCCCCCUAGACCAGCGCACUGUCCGCAAAGCCUUUGAAUUCAACAACCCCCUCAAAAUCGUCGGUCGCAACACCAGUCUCUCAACCGCACACACCAGCUUCCUCAACCCCUUCCACAUCUACGGCGCUGACAACCUCGUCUUGGAUACCAUCAAGCGCGGUGAGGACGACGAGGAUGUAUCGAGGGGUGAGUUGCCUGUUAAAGACGGCCAUUGUGUUGUGCUGAGGGUGUACGAUUCGCUGGGUGGAAAGAGUAAGGGUGUGCUAACUUGGGGUGACUUGAAAGUUAAGAAGGUGGUUAAAUGUAAUGCGUUGGAGGAUGAAGAGGAGGAGUUGGGGAUUAGAGAGGUUAGUGUCAAGGAUGGGGAGAUGGAGGAGAAGGGUGUGCCGAUUGAGAUUCGGGCGUUUGAGGUGGCGACUUUCAAGUUGGUGCUUGAGUAGUGGGGAUGUGUUUCUAGUUUAGUACCGCUGGCGCUUGGUUUGCGUGGGUAGCAGGUUAUGAAUAUUUAUGAUCAUUUCGAGCA
Pyrenophora tritici-repentis Pt-1C-BFP is the source of this 3449-nucleotide messenger RNA. Its product is annotated as AMS1, Alpha-mannosidase. Gene Ontology annotation, biological process: oligosaccharide catabolic process; mannose metabolic process. Lineage: Eukaryota; Fungi; Ascomycota; Dothideomycetes; Pleosporales; Pleosporaceae. The record is from RefSeq and is a predicted model, not a curated record. Gene Ontology annotation, cellular component: fungal-type vacuole membrane. Gene Ontology annotation, molecular function: alpha-mannosidase activity; carbohydrate binding.